UAGGUAGAAGUAUAGAUUACCUAAGGUUGCGAGGAUUCAGCUCAGUCCUCCAACAAACAUCAAAGAGGACUUGUUGAUCUCCCCGAGCUGAUAAAAAAGUGACUGCUCUCGCCACAAUUCACACAUCAACUCGACUAAUCGUCAGUCAUUCGAAUUAAAAGCUUGGCCCUGGCGCAGGUGAAUAAUAGCGCUCAGCGACAAACUCCUACGAUAUAAAAAAAAAAGGAGAGAACUGAAUGAUGAAGAUGCAAGCGAGUAUCACGGUGGCUCUGAUAGCUCUCAUGAGCACGAUGCACUUUGGGGUAGAUGCAUGGGGUGGACUUUUUAAUCGUUUCAGUCCCGAGAUGCUUUCCAACCUCGGUUAUGGUGGACAUGGUGGUUAUUUGAGCAGAUCGAGACUGUUACAGGGACCACUUUCGGGAGGUUAUGGAAAUUCUUAUGGGGAUUCGUUGGAAGAAGAAUCGGACGAUCCGUGUUACGAGAAGAAAUGCACAGCCAAUGAACAUUGUUGUCCUGGUUCGGUCUGCGUCAACGUUGAUGGUGUCGUUGGAACAUGCCUAUUCGCUUACGGACUAAAACAGGGUGAACUUUGCAGAAGAGAUAACGAUUGUGAAACAGGUUUGAUGUGUGCUGAUAUAGCAGGAGGAGAAACUCGAUCGUGUCAACCACCGGUUACUUCAAACAAACAGUACAACGAGGAAUGCAACAUGUCAGGUGAAUGUGAUAUCGGUCGUGGCUUGUGUUGUCAAUUGCAGAGGCGACAUCGACAAACGACUAGAAAGGUUUGCUCUUACUUCAAAGAUCCUUUGGUAUGCAUUGGCCCUGUUGCGACGGACCAAAUAAAAUCUAUCGUACAAUAUACUUCCGGUGAGAAACGUAUCACUGGACAAGGGAAUCGUCUUUUUAAACGAGUACCCUUCGCCUAAACUAUCUCAUCCCUUUCUUUGGCUUUCGAGGAGGAGAGGUAAAAAGUAAAAGAUAAAAAGAGAAGACGAUUGGAAGAGUUUUAAACGUCAAAAUUCUCCUCCACCAAAGCACGUAGAUAAUAAGCUAUGUCGAUUUAACGCAAUUACGACGAUCCCGUUCGUAUUCCAUGAACUCCACUUCGAGUUGAUAAGUAUAUCUCAACGGUAUAACUGGCGAAACAACAACAACAGAAAAAAACAAAAAAAAAAAAAAAAAAAAAAAAGAAAAAGAGAAAACAAGAAAAAAAGAAAGAAAAACGUAAAAGAGACGAAAGGAAAGAACGUUACGAGAUCGUCGAGAUAUAUUUAAGUCACUUUGAAAAUUCUGGGUGACGAUACGAGACGCCUUCCUGUGUUUUCUCCUAAUCUUAUGACUGAUAAUAUACGGAUACAUAUCACAUUGGACCGUCAUCUUAUAUCGUUAAAGAUAAAGCAAGUACGAUGAUCUUUUUCGUAAAGAGAAAGAAAGAAAGAAAAUCCUUCCUUCGUUCUGCUUGUCGAACGGUUGCUUGCAGAAUGUUUUUGUCGAGAACACGAGACGAUACUUCUAAAUCUUUCUUUUCGAUCUUUCCUUCCAACUUUUUUAUCUUCUCGAUCGUUCUAAAACGCAAACAACGCCAUGAACGAACAAGUUCCGAGUCAUUCUGCAGGCAAUAAACCGUCUCGUAGAUUCUCCUUUGCUCUUUGUAAAUGUGUAAAAGAAUUCUAAGUUCGAUCGCUAUAGAUCGAUUAAUAAUAUUCGCCUUUUCAAUCAUAUCGAUUGAAUUCGUCUAUGAUAAAAUUGUACGCGAAAGGGGAGACUAUUAACACUGAUCGAUAGUUAGGAAGUCUUACAAUAAAUGUAUAGACUACAGAUUAUCGUAAUUUUCUUUCUUCACGUUCUAUAUCAAAUGAAAAGGUAUAAUCGAACGUUCUUCGUAUUCAGUGGUGAAGGAACUAAACUAAAAUAUUUCAAAAUGGAAAGUAAACGUGACAAAGACGCGAAUUAGUAUUUAACUUAAUCGAUGUUUGAUGAAUUUAUCGUAACGUGUUGUUAUAUAGACGUCUUUUCUGAAUUAAAUAUCACUUAAUCGUUCUGAAUAUUGUUAAUCGGUGUAAUACACGGCAUAACUAUAUAUAUAUAUUUAUAUAUAUAUAUAUAUAUAUAUAUAUAUAUAUAUAUAUCUAUGUUAUAUAUAUAUAUAUAUAUAUAUAAAAAAUUACAUACAUACUUAUAUAUAUUUAUGUGAAAGUGAUAACGUACGAGCUAUACCAAAAUAUACGUAUCAAGGAAAGUCUUGUUCUUCUAGAUUUUGUUGAGAGAGCUAUCGUUUUUAUCUAUAUUGCGAAUUAAAGUCAAAAUGUUGAAUCAACUACGGCGAAACGGGGAUAAGAAAAUUGAUAAAAUCGUAAUAUCGAUUGUGGAAUUAUCAUUCUGCCACAUAUCACGUGUUAAAUGGGAAAAAUCGCGUUGUUAAUUAAGAUAAUAUAUAAAUAUGUAUGUGACACGUCGGUUAAUUGUAUAGACGUAUGUUCGCAUGAACAUGAUCUGAGAUGCGUUCGUGAUGUUAAAACGAAGAGAAAGCGUAAACGAAAAUAAAAACAAAAAAAAAAGAGACAAAAAAUAAAAAAAAAAGUAAUAAAUAAAUAAAAAAUAAGAAUAAGAAAAGGAAAAAGAACUAAAGAAAUGAUGAAAGAUCAUAAACGCGCGCUCGCGAAAACCUUUCUGAAAUGCUUAGAGUACCUGUCGCCUUGUCGUACGUCUUUCCAAAUAAUGAUUCCUUGUUUCUACGCUACUGAUGAGAGUCGUCGAGAGUCCGAAUACAUAUCUAUAAUUUUCAAUGACACGUACAUACAUACAUAUACAUAUAUUAUAUAUAUAUAUAUAUACAUAUAUAUAUAUAUAUAUAUAUAUAUAUAUAUACACUUAUAAAUUAAAAUUAAAUAUACUCAAAAGUGUUAACAUUAUUACAUAAGGAAAAGUCAAACAUAUCAAUCGAAUGCCUAAAAGCAUUAAGAAUGUUUUAAAUAUGAAUGUUAUAUCGAAAUUAUAUUUUUAUCUUUGAUCCGUAUGUAUAAUUAAGCUAUACAUAUAUAUAUACAUAUACACAUACAUAUAUAUAUAUUUGCAUAGUAUUCAUAUAUUUUCUCGAGGCAUAUAUAUAUAUAUACAUAUAUAUAAUAUAUAUAUAUAUACAUAUAUAUAUAUAUAUACAUAUAAUAUAUACACAUAUAGUCUAUACACGUUCUUUUUUUAUGUCGUACGUAUGUAAUACUCGAUAUGCAAUUUCCAACAAAAAAAUUCUUUUCUGUCAAAGAACUUGAUUCAAGAAGCCUAAACAAUUAUAUUCAUCUUUCUUAUUAAUUUAUAACGAUAGUAUAUGUUCUUAUUAGUCUACAACGAUAUUAUUUAUAAUUGUCCUUACCCUUUACCUUCUGUCUUCCCGAUGUAAGGAAACGAUAAUGAAAAAAUGAGCUGCAUAAAAAUACAUAUCAUAGAUAUAAGAUACUCGAUCUUACGAGGGAAGAUUCGAAAUAUAUUUAGAACAACUGUAUAAGCGGAAAAGUGUAUAAAAAAAAAAAAAAAAAAAAAUCGAAUGUUCAUACGUACGAUGUAUCAUAGAAUUUAAGGAAUUUGGCCGUGUCUGGCUUCGAGUCAAAAGUACCUCUAUUGAAUGAAUUAAUUCCAAAGUAAUUAUAUGUGUGAGACUAUCUAAUACACAAAUAAAUGUAUCGUUCAAACAAUACAACAUUAAAGAGCUCUAAUAGUAAUAAAUGUGAAGUAACGAUGAAUAGUAAAUAAAUUUGAAAACUCCUAUCAGUA
This is a messenger RNA of Vespa crabro (European hornet), 3768 nucleotides long. It is a transcript of the gene spab, whose product is annotated as prohormone-3. Bases 237 to 926 code for a protein of 229 amino acids. The record is from RefSeq and is a predicted model, not a curated record. Lineage: Eukaryota; Metazoa; Arthropoda; Insecta; Hymenoptera; Vespidae. The transcript has 6 exons.